AGUUGGGAGCAGGCGACGCCGACGCGAGUCUGGCGGCUGCUGCUUGCGACUGCGGAGGCCGGGCGAGGCCGGUGAGGACGCGGCGGGCGAGCGAGAGGCCGAGGUGUUUUCUUCACUCAUGGUGAAGAAUGGGGGAGAUAGAAGGAACAUACAGAGUCCUGCAGACUGCAGGGAUGCGCUUGGGUGCCCAGACCCCUGUGGGAGUUAGCACCCUUGAGCCUGGGCAGACUCUCUUGCCCAGAAUGCAAGAGAAGCACCUGCACCUCAGAGUAAAGCUGCUGGACAACACCAUGGAAAUAUUUGACAUUGAGCCUAAAUGCGAUGGCCAGGUAUUACUGACACAAGUGUGGAAGCGUUUAAACCUGGUAGAAUGUGACUACUUCGGGAUGGAGUUUCAAAAUACUCAGUCCUACUGGAUUUGGCUUGAACCUAUGAAACCCAUCAUUAGGCAAAUACGAAGGCCAAAGAAUGUGGUGCUUCGCCUAGCUGUAAAAUUUUUUCCACCUGAUCCUGGUCAGCUACAAGAAGAAUAUACAAGAUACUUGUUUGCCUUGCAACUUAAGAGAGACCUGCUGGAAGAGCGUUUGACCUGUGCUGACACCACAGCGGCCCUUCUCACGUCCCAUCUCCUGCAGUCGGAAAUAGGAGAUUACGAUGAAACGCUGGACCGAGAGCACCUCAAAGUGAACGAGUAUUUGCCUGGCCAGCAGCACUGCCUUGAGAAGAUACUAGAAUUCCAUCAGAAGCACGUGGGCCAGACACCUGCUGAGUCGGAUUUCCAGGUGCUCGAAAUUGCUCGAAAGUUGGAAAUGUACGGCAUCAGAUUUCACAUGGCUUCUGACAGGGAAGGAACCAAGAUUCAACUGGCAGUUUCCCACAUGGGUGUACUCGUGUUCCAGGGCACCACCAAAAUCAACACUUUCAACUGGUCCAAGGUCCGUAAACUAAGCUUCAAGAGGAAAAGAUUUCUUAUCAAACUUCAUCCAGAGGUUCAUGGACCUUACCAGGACACAUUAGAAUUUUUGUUGGGUAGUAGAGAUGAAUGUAAGAACUUCUGGAAGAUUUGUGUGGAGUAUCACACCUUUUUUAGACUUUUGGACCAACCUAAGCCAAAAGCAAAAGCCGUCUUCUUCAGCCGGGGCUCCUCCUUCAGAUACAGUGGAAGAACUCAGAAACAACUAGUAGAUUAUUUCAAAGACAGUGGAAUGAAGAGAAUUCCAUAUGAAAGAAGGCACAGCAAGACCCACACGUCCGUUCGAGCUCUGACUGCAGACCUACCAAAACAGAGCAUCUCAUUCCCCGAGGGAUUGAGGACUCCUGCCUCCCCAUCUUCAGCGAAUGCCUUUUACUCGCUCUCUCCCUCCACUCUGGUCCCCUCUGGCCUGCCAGAGUUUAAGGACAGCAGCAGCUCCCUCACAGAUCCCCAGGUUUCCUACGUCAAGAGUCCAGCUGCAGAGAGGCGCAGUGGAGCAGUGGCUGGAGGCCCCGACACACCAUCGGCCCAGCCCCUCGGGCCCCCCGCACUCCAGCCUGGUCCAGGCCUUUCCACGAAGAGUCCUCAGCCUUCUCCCUCCAGCCGGAAGAGCCCCCUGAGUCUGAGCCCUGCAUUUCAGGUGCCUUUGGGCCCAGCUGAACAGGGCUCAUCCCCACUCCUGAGCCCUGUCCUCAGUGAUGCUGGCGGAGCCGGGAUGGACUGCGAGGAGCCCAGACACAAGCGCGUGCCUGCAGACGAGGCCUACUUCAUAGUCAAAGAGAUUCUCGCUACAGAACGAACAUACCUCAAGGAUUUAGAAGUUAUUACCGUGUGGUUCCGCAGCGCAGUGGUGAAGGAGGACGCCAUGCCUGCGACUCUGAUGACGCUGCUCUUCUCCAACAUCGAUCCCAUCUAUGAGUUCCACAGAGGCUUCCUGCGCGAGGUGGAGCAGAGGCUGGCACUCUGGGAAGGGCCCUCCAAAGCCCACACAAAAGGCAGUCAUCAACGAAUCGGGGACAUCCUGCUCAGGAACAUGCGCCAGUUAAAGGAGUUUACCAGCUACUUCCAAAGACAUGACGAGGUCCUAACAGAACUGGAAAAGGCUACCAAACGCUGUAAGAAGUUGGAGGCAGUGUACAAGGAGUUUGAGCUGCAGAAGGUCUGCUACUUGCCUCUCAACACGUUCCUGCUGAAGCCCAUCCAGCGGCUGCUGCACUACCGCCUGCUGCUGCGCCGCCUAUGCGGACAUUACAGCCCCGGGCACCAUGACUACGCUGACUGCCAUGACGCCCUGAAAGCCAUCACAGAGGUGACCACCACACUACAGCACAUUCUCAUCCGGCUGGAGAACCUGCAGAAGCUAACGGAGCUGCAGCGGGACCUGGUGGGCAUAGAGAACCUCAUUGCUCCUGGCAGGGAGUUCAUCCGUGAGGGCUGCCUUCACAAGCUCACCAAGAAGGGCCUGCAGCAGAGGAUGUUUUUUCUGUUCUCAGAUAUGUUGCUGUACACAAGCAAAGGAGUUGCAGGGACCAGCCACUUCCGGAUCCGGGGCCUCCUUCCCCUCCAAGGCAUGCUGCUAAUAGUGCUGGACCCCCCGGUGGAAGAAAGUGAUAACGAGUGGUCUGUUCCACACUGUUUCACCAUCUACGCGGCUCAGAAAACAAUCGUGGUGGCAGCCAGCACUCGGCUGGAGAAAGAGAAGUGGAUGCUGGACCUGAACUCCGCGAUCCAAGCAGCCAAGAGUGGCGGUGACACGGCCCCUGCACUGCCAGGCCGCACUGUGUGCACUCGUCCCCCCAGAUCCCCCAACGAGGUAUCUCUGGAGCAGGAGUCAGAAGAUGAUGCUCGGGGUGUCCGCAGCUCCCUGGAGGGGCAUGGCCAGCACCGGGCCAACACCACAAUGCACGUGUGCUGGUACCGGAACACCAGCGUGUCCAGGGCAGACCACAGUGCAGCUGUCGAGAACCAGCUUUCAGGAUAUCUGCUAAGAAAGUUCAAAAACAGUCAUGGCUGGCAGAAGCUCUGGGUCGUCUUUACCAACUUCUGUUUGUUCUUCUACAAAACUCAUCAGGAUGACUACCCACUGGCCAGCCUCCCGCUGCUGGGCUACAGCGUGAGCAUCCCCAGGGAGGCCGAUGGCAUACACAAAGACUAUGUUUUCAAGCUCCAGUUCAAAUCCCACGUCUACUUCUUCCGGGCUGAGAGCAAGUACACAUUUGAAAGGUAAUUUUGCAGGAGGCAGCCCUGGUCAGCUGCCCAUUUCGAUGUCCGCUCAGCUCCCAUUUCUACUCAUGGUGGUGGAGGCAAGUUUUCUGGGCCCUGGAAAGGAAGGGCUGAGCAAUGCUUCCAGCAUUUCCAAAAAACAGCAAUGCUUUGUUUUUUUUUUUUUUGGAGAUGGCGUCUCCCUCUGUCACUCAGGCUGGAGUGCAGUGAUACAAUCUUGGCUCACUAUAACCUGCACCUCCAGGGUUCAAGCGAUUCUUCUGCCUCAGCCUCCUGAGUAACUGAGAUUACAGGCAUGCACGCCACGCCGCCUGGCUAAUUUUUGUAUUUUUAGUAGAGACAGGGUUUCACCAUGUUGGCCAGGCUGGUCUCGAACUCCUGACCUCAAGUGAUCCAUCUGCCUCAGCCUCCCAAAGUGCUGGGAUUAUAGGCAUGAGCCACCGCACCCGGCCCCAGGUUUUUAACCCUUCUUUUGUCCUGCUUGUCCCAUAUCCUGGGUUGUUCUUGGGACAGUGUCUGAGCACAAGAUGGCUCACUGGUCUGAUGGCCGCCCUCUCCUCCAGGUGGAUGGAGGUGAUCCAGGGGGCCAGCAGCUCAGCCGGGAGGGCCCCAAGCAUCGUGCAGGAUGGCCCCCAACCCUCCUCAGGGCUGGAGGGGAUGGUCAGGGGGAAGGAGGAAUGACGCUCAACCUGCCCAGGUUUGGACACAACUACAAAGAACAGCAGGACACAGAGGUGACCUCUGUCCUGAGGCUUCUCAACAGAUGGGAAGUGGCUGUGGUCUCACUGGAUCCCCACUGGCACCAGCAGUGUGGGUGGGCCUCAUGUAACAUCUGGGAGGGGCUUCAUCCCCCCACCCAGGACCUAGUGCAUGCCAGCAGCUAUCUGGGGCCCUGGGAAAAAUGUGCGAGUCUUGAGCGCGGAGCCGCUCAAGCCACAGCUCCCAGGCCCCUGGCUCAAAGACGCAGACAAGGCCUGAGCAGUGCUCUCGGCAUCGGACCAAAGCCUGGGCACACCCUGCCUCUCUCCCCAGAGCAGGGUCCCUGCCGAGGACUGGCCUAGAGCAAGCACUGGAAAAGAGGCCCUGCCAUACACCCUGCGUACCCACUGCCAGGACCCUCUCAGACAAGCGUGGCACAGCCAUGCUGACCUUCCAUCUGGUGAACCAAGUGGCAGCCCCAGGGGCCUGCCCUGCAGGUCACAGCUAAACAAGUCUGGCAGAAGCCACGCUUGUUCCCCAUGUACCUCUAGAGAAGCAGAAACCAAAGUCCCCCUGUGCCCUGGGAGGGUGGGGCCGUCUAAUUUAUUACUGCCCAGCAUUCCUUCCAACGGGAAGUAGAUGGGCGACUGCUUUGUUCACACACAUUUGAUUAAAAAUAAACAAACAGCAUCUCCCCA
Messenger RNA from Homo sapiens (human), 4593 nucleotides. It is a transcript of the gene FARP2, whose product is annotated as FERM, ARH/RhoGEF and pleckstrin domain protein 2. Gene Ontology annotation, biological process: cell adhesion; podosome assembly; cell development. Gene Ontology annotation, cellular component: cytosol. The record is from RefSeq and is a predicted model, not a curated record. Bases 129 to 3200 code for a protein of 1023 amino acids. NCBI's taxonomy places the organism in Eukaryota, Metazoa, Chordata, Mammalia, Primates, Hominidae. Gene Ontology annotation, molecular function: guanyl-nucleotide exchange factor activity; cytoskeletal protein binding. The transcript is spliced from 27 exons.